Aspergillus chevalieri is the source of this 1497-nucleotide messenger RNA. Its product is annotated as NAD-dependent succinate-semialdehyde dehydrogenase. The record is from RefSeq and is a predicted model, not a curated record. Lineage: Eukaryota; Fungi; Ascomycota; Eurotiomycetes; Eurotiales; Aspergillaceae. Gene Ontology annotation, molecular function: succinate-semialdehyde dehydrogenase (NAD+) activity. The coding region runs from base 1 to 1497 and encodes 498 amino acids. The transcript has 2 exons.
AUGGCAUCUUCUUUCUCAUCUUCCUUGAAAGACUCGGCCCUUUUCGUUGAGAAAUCCUACAUCAACGGCCAAUGGGUUACGUCCAAAUCGAACAAAACCUUCAACGUGACGAACCCGGCCUUGGACGCAGUCAUUGGAUCUUGCCCUGAAUCAACAAAUGACGACUUGAGCGACGCCAUCCAAGCUGCAUCAAAUGCCCUCCCUACAUGGAAAGCCCUUUCCGGCCGGCAGCGCGGACGAAUUCUGCGCAAGGUUUUCGAUCUUUUGGUGGAAAACAAGGUGGACAUUGGCCGUAUAAUCACAGCAGAGAAUGGAAAGGCCAGGCCAGACGCUGAGGGAGAGGUUUUGUUUGCAGCUAGUUUCUUUGAAUGGUUUUCUGAAGAGGCUGCCCGGCUCUAUGGUGAUGUGAUCCCCCACAGCAAUGCAACCAGCCGGACCCAUGUGAUCAAGGAACCAGUUGGGGUAUGUGGGUUGAUCACCCCGUGGAACUUCCCUAUUGCAAUGGGAGCGCGGAAAGUGGCUGCGGCCCUUGCUGCAGGAUGCACUGUGAUUCUCAAGUCAGAUGGAGUUACCCCCUUCUCUUCCAAUGCUUUGGCUGUGCUGUGUGAGCGUGCAGGUUUGCCCAGAGGAGCCUUGAAUGUGGUGACUGCUUUGGAAAACACUCCCCAGAUCGGUCUUGGAUUGUGUGAGUCAGAUAUCGUCAAGAAAAUUUCAUUCACUGGGUCAACAAGAGUCGGCAAGCUUCUGAUGCAGCAGUCCAGUGGUACAUUGAAAAAGCUAAGCCUGGAGCUAGGAGGUAACGCUCCAUUCAUCGUUUUUGAUGACGCUGAUCUUGAGGUGGCGGUUGCUAGCGCACUUGGUAGCAAGUUCAAAGUGACUGGGCAGACUUGCGUGUGUGCCAACCGGCUGUAUGUGCAGGAAGGGAUCUACAAUGAAUUCUGUCAGAGACUUUUGGAAGAAGUGAAGAAGUUCCAUGUGGGUGAUGGGCUUCAGGAUGGCUCUGUGACCCACGGGCCCAUGACCAUCGGUGUUUCCAAGGUGGAGGAACAUAUCAAGGACGCUGUUAACAAAAAAGCAAAAGUGCUUCUUGGAGGCAACCGACUGCCAUCCCUGGGAAAAAACUUCCAUGAGCUAACCAUCCUGGGCGACGUCAACGACACAAUGCAGGUGGCUAGUGAAGAGACCUUUGGCCCUCUUGCAGCGCUAUUCAAGUUUUCGACUGAGGAUGAGGUGAUCAAUCGGGCUAACAACUGCGAUGUCGGACUGGCGUCAUAUGUUAUGACCAGUGACUUGGCUAGAUCCCACCGGGUCACAGAGAGACUAGAGUUUGGCAUGGUUGCCCUCAAUACCGGAGUCAUAUCCGACUCAUCCGCACCUUUUGGCGGAGUGAAGCAUUCUGGCAUGGGCCGUGAGGGUAGCAAGUAUGGUGUGGAGGACUACAUGACAGUCAAGACGGUCAUCACCGGAGGCAUCAAUACUGUCUAUACAUACCUGUAA